AUGAAAUUGAAAAACGUUGCUCUGGUGGCAGGUUGUGUUAAUGCAGUUGCUGCUGAAAAGUAUUUGAAGUUAGACUUUGAAAAGCAUAGAGCCGAUAUAGAUGAAGAACUUCCAUUGACACACUCUGCUGCUAGACAGCUAAGAAAAAGAGCUAGUGAUGAUUCCGUAGCAUUCCCACUUGUUGCUCAAGAAAACUACUACUCUAUUAACUUAGAGGUUGGUACACCACCACAAAAUGUGUCUUUGCUAUUAGAUACUGGUUCUUCAGAUAUGUGGGUGAUUGGCUCUAAUAACGGUUACUGUAAGAACUCUGACAAUAAGUCCAGGAAUCUAGACGCGCUAGGAAGCAACAGGUUUGCCAAGCGUGCAAGUUCCGUUGCAUCGGCUUCCCCUUCCUCAGCCACUGACUCUGAUGGUGGAGAUGAUGGAGACGAUAGUGGAGAUGCGGAACAAUUUUACCCAACAGCUGCCUCCGAAAUUCCGGCUGCUGCUAAAACACUUGAUUGUCAAUCACUGUCAUUAUUUGAUCUCGAGAAAUCUUCUUCCUUCAAAUCCAACUCCACUCCUUUCUUCACAAGUUAUGGUGACAACAGUUAUGCAUCUGGUUUGUGGGGUACUGAUGACGUUCGUCUAGGUAACUUGAGCAUAGCAGAUGUAUUCUUUGCGGUAGCAAACUUUUCUAAUAGUAGCACAGGUGUGUUAGGUGUAGGUUUACCUGCACUGGAGUCCUACAAUCCUGCAUUGAGUGACAACUUCAAUGUCAGUGAUUACCUACCAGUUAAUGCUAGUGAUGCUGAUAUCGACAAUAUUAGCAAACCAACAUAUGCAAAUUUCCCACAAAUACUGAAACAAAAAAAUGUCAUUGAGAAAGUUGCGUAUUCUCUGUUCUUGAAUGACACCAAUGCUACUAAUGGUCAAAUUUUAUUUGGUGCCGUUGAUCACAGUAAAUACACGGGUUCAUUGAGUACGCUACCUUUAGUCAACUCUCUAUAUGUUGAAGGUAUCAAUGACACAACUCAGCUAGAGAUAACUUUGGAUGGUAUGGGUUUGAAGAACUCGCAGGGACAAUUUACAAUUUAUAACCAAAAGAUGCCAGCUUUGUUAGAUUCUGGUACCACAGUGUCCUACCUUCCAAUUGAUCUUCAUAGUCUAGUUGCAAAGCAACUAAAGGGUAUUGUUGAUCCACAGACCGGAUUCAUCGAGCUGAAGAACUGUCCAGCUAAGAACGACAAUACUCAACUUGUUUUUAACUUCGGUGGUGCUUUUAUCUCCAUCAAGUAUACUGAAUUUAUCGAAAAAAGUGACGAUGAUAAUUGUUAUGUUACAUUUAUGCCACAAGGUGAGCCAGGAAUCCUACUGGGUGACAACUUUCUAAGAAAUGCAUACAUCGUUUAUGAUCUUGAAGACAUGGAGAUAUCUAUCGCACAGGCAAACUUCAACGGCGGAGCAGAAAAUAUUGAAGCCAUUGUUAAGAAUGUUCCAAGUGCUGUAAAGGCACCUGGUUACUCUGCAAGUUUCACUGAGUUCCCAUCUUCUUAUGCCACUACAGGCAAUAUAUUCUCUGGGUACAACUCUACAAACAGCACUGGAUCGGCGGGUUCCAAAACCACAAUGACUUCUUCUAGGACAAGCAGAAACACAAACACGGCAUCUGCAGCAGGCAAUUCUUCGUCAUCAACUAGAGCCAAGAAGAAUGCCGGUUUUGCUCACGAAGUACCCGUGUCCGCCAUCUCUGUCAUCAUGGUGUUUAACAUCCUACUCUCCAUGCUAUUAUAA
Molecule: messenger RNA, 1776 nt
Organism: Nakaseomyces glabratus
Lineage: Eukaryota; Fungi; Ascomycota; Saccharomycetes; Saccharomycetales; Saccharomycetaceae
Gene: MKC7
Product: aspartyl protease
Biological process (GO): proteolysis
Molecular function (GO): aspartic-type endopeptidase activity
Source: RefSeq, a predicted model, not a curated record